UGUCAUUGAGACUUGUCAUCCUAGUCAUUGUUCACUGCUGACUUUUGUGUACAAACAAUAGGUGCACGCGUUUCAUGCAAAUCUCAUUAGAUAUCUGCCUGUGAGUUCCAAGGACAACGUUAUCAGUCUGUUUUUGAAAAUUUUAUCAAUUCAUUUCGGAAAUCAAAACGGAUCAAUCACAUACACUCGAUAUGAAACCAACACUUGUCGCCGACGAGAUGUUCCCCGAGGGAGCCGGCUUCAUGGAUUUGGAAGAAGUUAGUUUGGCGGGUGGUUCGACAGGAAUUCUGAUGGACUUGGCGACCAAUGAAAAACACGUUCAUUCGGAUUUCUUCAACAGCUUUGAGGAUUUGUACGAUGAGGAGGAAGAAAAUCCACAAAGUGCAGCCCAGCUGAAUGCGCAACCGCAGCCACCUCAGCAACAGCAACAACAACAGCCAUCGCAAAGCGGUGCCAAUUAAAGUAGGAAUUUAGUAACGCUCGUGGCUGUCGGUAUGAGUCAGACGUCAUUUACUUAUUUGUAAUCAAUAAAAGAAAUUAAACGAAA
This is a messenger RNA of Hermetia illucens (black soldier fly), 547 nucleotides long. RefSeq names its product COP9 signalosome complex subunit 9. NCBI's taxonomy places the organism in Eukaryota, Metazoa, Arthropoda, Insecta, Diptera, Stratiomyidae. The record is from RefSeq and is a predicted model, not a curated record. The transcript is spliced from 2 exons. Gene Ontology annotation, biological process: negative regulation of protein neddylation. Bases 192 to 461 code for a protein of 89 amino acids.